Molecule: messenger RNA, 1306 nt
Organism: Electrophorus electricus (electric eel)
Lineage: Eukaryota; Metazoa; Chordata; Actinopteri; Gymnotiformes; Gymnotidae
Gene: pycr3
Product: pyrroline-5-carboxylate reductase 3
Biological process (GO): L-proline biosynthetic process
Molecular function (GO): pyrroline-5-carboxylate reductase activity
Source: RefSeq, a predicted model, not a curated record
AGAAGAAGAAUGCUGUGCGUCAAUUCUGUCCGAUAAUUUUUUUUCCUCCUGUGUAACUACACAUUAUAGCAUAGUUAUUCCUUAAGACUUUAUUAUUAUUUUUUACACAGAAGAGUGUACAUUACAACAAACAGACACUUUAUAAACAUCUACUGUUGUAAAUACGCUAACGGAUACCAUGGACGAAUUGCAUCAGUUGAAGAUUGGGUUUAUUGGUGCAGGAAACAUGGCUUUUGGUAUAGCCCAGGGGAUCCUUAAAUCAGACGAAGUUGUCCCCUCUAACGUGAUAGUCAGUGCUCCAUCCAAAAACAAUUUUCCUCGUUUCCAGGUCAUGGGAGUUGCAGUCACACACUCAAAUGAGGAAGUGGUUCAGCGCUCACGUCUGGUCUUCCUUGCAGUCAAACCACACUUCGUCUCCACAGUCCUUAAUAGUGUCUCAAAGCAUGUCACCCCACAACACAUCCUUGUCUCCAUGGCAGCUGGGAUCACCCUGGAAACACUUGAGCAGCUAUUGCCGGGUGGAUUGUGUGUAAUGCGCAUGAUGCCAAACCUUCCGUGCAUGCUUCAGGAGGGAGCUAUGCUCCUGGCCUGUGGAGCAGGGGCCAGUCAGGAGACAGGAGCUCUGCUAAAGAACCUCCUCUCACCCUGCGGAUUGGUGGAGGUGGGGCCUGAAGCCUGGAUUGACGCCCACACGGGCCUGAGCGGUAGUGGCGUGGCUUUUCAGGUGUAUGUGUUUGCUGAAGCCCUGGCUGACGGAGCUGUUAAAAUGGGAAUGCCCUGUGCACUAGCUCAACGCAUAGCAGCCCAGACUAUACUGGGUGCGGGACUGUUGUUGCGUGACGCGGGGAAGCACCCAGCACAGCUGAGGGCAGAAGUAUGUACCCCUGGCGGGACCACGGCGUAUGGACUUCACGCACUGGAAAAGGGGGGGCUCAGGGCGGCUACCGUGGAUGCCGUGGAGGCAGCCACGGAAAGGGCACGGGAGCUGGGGCGCAAGUAGCCAAGAGGCAAGGAACAGGUGGAGCAACAUGCCUGGAGAGGGAGUUGUGCAGAAGUGAGAUAACAAAGGGAGAGACUGAAUAAGAUGCUAGUGUGUGAGGAAGAUGGAGGUAACGUAGGAGCAUGAAUGUUUGAGGCCUGCAUGACAAAAGGUACAGGCAAGAGGACAGAAAGGCAGUGAAACAAGAAAUGUGGAAAUUGUUCUGUUAUCUAUGCAGAAUGUCCAAUCACACAAGAAAUGAGAAGUGUCAUGAGAUUGCAUAUCCUGUGCACAGAUAAUGCAGUUCAAUUAAAUGUUCGCACCCAA